Molecule: messenger RNA, 939 nt
Organism: Aspergillus niger
Lineage: Eukaryota; Fungi; Ascomycota; Eurotiomycetes; Eurotiales; Aspergillaceae
Exons: 4
Coding region: 1-939 (312 amino acids)
Source: RefSeq, a predicted model, not a curated record
AUGCUCCAUCAGGCGCUGCCGCUCCUCAAAGCCGCUUUUGAUCGCGGCAUCAAUACGUGGGAUACGGCCAAUGUCUACUCUAAUGGCCUGUCUGAAACACUGAUUGGUCGGGCGCUGCGCAAGUAUCAAAUUCCACGAAGAAAGGUAGUUCUAAUCAGCAAAGUCGGUCGAGUGAUGGCCGACGAUGGCGGCGAGAAGGAUGUAGUGGCUUUCAUGGCUCCGCUGGCGGCUAGGAGCAAGGACCUAGUCAAUACCUACGGCCUUUCACGGAAGAGCAUCUUUCACCAAGUCCAGGAAUCGCUGACCCGGCUGGGCACGGACUACUUGGACGUGAUCAUGAUCCACCGAUAUGACCCUCAGACCCCGCCCGAGGAGACGAUGCGGGCUCUACAUGACCUGGUGACGAUGGGAAAAGUGCACUACAUUGGAGCCAGCUCCAUGUGGGCGCACGAGCUGGCCACACUCAAUUUGAUUGCCGAGCGCAAUGGUUGGCACAAGAUCGUCUGCAUGGAAAACCAUUACAAUUUGCUCUACCGCGAGGAGGAGCGCGAGAUGAACCGGUACUGCCGUCAGAAUGACAUCGCACUCCUACCAUGGGCGCCCCUGGCCUCCGGGCAUCUCGCAUGUCCGUAUGACGUCUAUGGGCAGUCACCACGCACCGCGGACGACUCCGAGAAUCCGCGCUUCAGCUACGGGAAGAGCAUUGAAGACCGGGAGAUCAUCACCCGCGUUGCCACGGUGGCCAUCCGACGGGGAUGGACGAUGACCGAGGUAGCGCUGGCCUGGCUGAACAAGCGAGUGACCGCCCCGGUGAUCGGGUUUACCAGUGUCAAACGCAUCGAGGAGGCCCUGAUGGCACGCGGGAAAAGGCUGUCUCCAGAAGAAGAGGCAUAUCUGGAGGAACCUUAUCGGGCGAAAGAAAUCGAGGGGCAUUGUUGA